Molecule: messenger RNA, 3869 nt
Organism: Erinaceus europaeus (western European hedgehog)
Lineage: Eukaryota; Metazoa; Chordata; Mammalia; Eulipotyphla; Erinaceidae
Gene: LCP1
Product: lymphocyte cytosolic protein 1
Exons: 18
Coding region: 267-2150 (627 amino acids)
Biological process (GO): actin filament bundle assembly; actin filament network formation
Cellular component (GO): actin filament bundle; cytoplasm; actin filament
Molecular function (GO): calcium ion binding; actin filament binding
Source: RefSeq, a predicted model, not a curated record
GUGGGGGCUGGAGAAGAAGCCAGCUCCACGUGCAGCUGCUGUGCGGAACCCCUUGACUCUUCAGGUCUCAGUGACCAGGCUCCAGUAGGUACAGAAUGCAACUGCUCUCCUUCUCCCAGUCACUUCCUGCCUUGUGACCACACACUUGGGUUGACAAAGUUGUUCUGCAGAUCAGAAGGAAGGGGGUUUUGGUCACACACCAGUACCACUGAAGACCGUUUUUCCACAAGAUCUGUUGUCUUAACAAACAAUAAUAAUUAAAAAAAAUGGCUAGAGGUUCUGUAUCCGAUGAAGAAAUGAUGGAGCUUAGAGAAGCUUUUGCCAAAGUUGAUACCGAUGGCAGUGGGUACAUCAGCUGCAAUGAGCUGAAUGACUUAUUCAAGGCUGCUUGUUUGCCUCUGCCUGGGUACCGAGUAAGAGAAAUUACAGAAAACCUGAUGGCUACAGGUGACCUGGACAAGGAUGGGAAGCUCAGCUUUGAUGAGUUUAUCAAGGUUAUUCAUGGCCUCAAAAGCUCAGAUGUUGCCAAGACCUUUAGAAAAGCAAUUAAUAAGAAGGAAGGUAUUUGUGCAAUUGGUGGAACAUCUGAGCAAUCUAGCAUUGGCACCCAGCAUUCCUAUUCAGAGGAAGAGAAGUAUGCUUUUGUCAACUGGAUAAACAAAGCCUUGGAAAAUGAUCCUGAUUGCCAACAUGUGGUCCCUAUGAAUCCAAACACAGAUGACCUCUUCAAUGCUGUGGGGGAUGGCAUUGUACUUUGUAAAAUGGUCAACCUAUCAGUACCAGACACAAUUGAUGAAAGGACAAUCAACAAAAAGAAACUCACCCCUUUCACCAUUCAGGAAAAUUUGAACCUGGCUUUGAACUCUGCCUCAGCUAUUGGAUGCCACGUGGUUAACAUAGGCGCUGAGGACUUGAAGGAGGGCAAGCCUUAUCUGGUGCUAGGACUUCUGUGGCAAGUUAUCAAAAUUGGCUUGUUUGCUGACAUUGAGCUAAGCAGAAAUGAAGCUCUGAUUGCCCUUCUGAGAGAAGGGGAGAGCCUGGAGGAUUUGAUGAAGUUGUCCCCUGAGGAGCUCCUGCUGAGAUGGGCUAAUUACCACCUGGAAAACUCUGGCUGCAACAAGAUCACCAAUUUCAGUACUGAUAUCAAGGAUUCGAGGGCUUAUUACCACCUGCUUGAACAGGUGGCUCCAAAAGGAGAUGAAGAAGGUAUCCCUGCGGUUCUUAUUGACAUGUCAGGACUAAGGGAGAAGGAUGACAUCCAGAGGGCAGAGUGCAUGUUGCAGCAAGCAGAGAAGCUGGGCUGCCGGCAGUUUGUCACAGCCACCGACGUCGUCCGGGGGAACCCCAAGUUGAACUUGGCUUUCAUUGCCAACCUGUUUAACAGAUACCCUGCUCUCCACAAACCAGAGAACCAGGACAUCGACUGGGGGGCACUUGAAGGUGAGACGAGAGAAGAGCGAACGUUUAGGAACUGGAUGAACUCUUUGGGCGUUAACCCUCGAGUCAAUCAUUUGUACAGUGACUUAUCAGAUGCUCUGGUCAUCUUCCAACUCUAUGAAAAGAUUAAAGUCCCUGUUGACUGGAACAGAGUAAACAAACCACCAUACCCCAAACUAGGGGGCAAUAUGAAGAAGCUUGAGAACUGUAACUAUGCAGUGGAACUGGGGAAGAACCAAGCUAAGUUUUCUCUGGUUGGCAUUGGUGGACAAGAUCUCAAUGAAGGAAACAGAACUCUCACAUUGGCCUUGGUCUGGCAGCUGAUGAGAAGGUACACACUGAAUAUUCUUGAAGACAUUGGAGGUGGGCAGAAGGUCAACGAUGACAUAAUUGUCAAUUGGGUGAAUGAAACAUUGAAGGAAGCAGGGAAAAGUUCAUCCAUCUCCAGUUUCAAGGACCCAAAGAUUAGUACAAGUUUGCCAGUCCUGGAUCUCAUUGAUGCCAUUCAGCCAGGUUCCAUUAACUAUGACCUUCUGAAGACAGAAAGCCUGAAUGAUGACGAGAAACUCAACAAUGCAAAAUAUGCCAUUUCUAUGGCCCGAAAAAUUGGAGCAAGAGUGUAUGCCCUUCCAGAAGACCUGGUUGAAGUGAACCCCAAAAUGGUCAUGACAGUGUUUGCCUGCCUCAUGGGGAAAGGAAUGAAGAGGGUGUAAGGUGCAGUGAGGUGGAAGCAGAGGCGGCACACUCAUUCCUCACUGCUCAUGACCGAAUGCCUACAGGAAGCACAGGGACAAUUCAAACUACCCCAAGGCUUUCAGCUUGGAGGCAUUAUAUAAGAUCCCCAAAAGUAUAUAUUUGUUCAGCCAAGUCGCCUCUCCUGUAUUUAACACAAAAGGAAAAAGAUUGCUUCAUCCUUUGCAAAAGACCUAGUCUCUUACAAAUAUUUUUUAACAUUGAAUUUAUUACUUCAUUGAAAAACUAGAGGGGAAAAAAAAGGAGUUUAUUUUCCAGGCAUCUUUUCUGCUUUUGGCUAUUAGUCAAGAAUAGAAGCUGCAGUGUUACAUUUUUGUUUUUUUUAAAAAAAAACAUACCCUCCAAAAUCAGUGUAAUUUGACUGCCUUUUUGUCCAAGGUGAGGACCAACAGGGAGAAAUCAUUUCACUAGUCCUAAAGCCUGUUUCCAGAGACCAAUUUUGAUUGAUUAUAGGCCUGUUUUUCUGAUCCCUUUCUUCUGCAAUCUCUCCUUGUGCUUUUGCUAUCUACCUUCUCAGAACUGUCCCUGCCUUACCCACUUCUGCUGACCAUCGUUGUCUGUUGUCUCUGAGCUAACUAACAAAAUCUGUCAGAUUAUUGGGAGCCCAAGAGUCUCUGGUAACCUACAGAAGUAACUGUCUGAGUUUUUCCACAGAACUAGACUACCAGAAGUCAUCAGAUUUUUUUUUUCAGCCACAUUAGCAAGGAUUCUCUUUUUAAACCCCUGGAUGUGAAUUCAAAUCAAAUCUAACAUCUUGAAAUAUUGUGCCUUCAGAUAGUCUUAACCUUCGUCAGUUUAGAUUCCAGGAGGAUGUAAUUGAGCAAUGAGCCACUAGAGAGCAGUACGGAGACAUCAGGAAGCAACUUUUGAGGUGCUGGCUCCCUGUAUUUAGUGCCUGGUGUUCGACCUAGUUACUGUGGUACAGCUAAAUAUCUGACAGCAGGUCUGUUUUCAUUUGCUCUUAGACAGUAUAUGUGUUUGCCUACAGCCAUAUUGUUCAUGUUUACUUUUUUUUUUUUUUUUGGCACUGGAGGAGCUCUUUGUUAUGUCUCAACUCCCAGGGGAGCAAAUGUGCCAGUCAGCAGCAGCUUCUCCCACCCUCACAGACCACAUACACCUGCACUCAGCCAGGUUUCAAGCUGAAUAAGGACUGGCUGAGUUGCUUUACAAAGAGCUAAGUUAGCGGACAGCUAAAGAAUUCCAAGAAAGGAAAAAAAAAAAAAACUUACGGUGUAGAUUUUUGUGUUGCCCUAAUACUUAUAGUUUCCUAUGUGAGAACCUACCAAAGACUAAAAAAACAAACAAACAAAAACACAGUUUGAUGAACCAACACUAGACUUCCUCUGUUGUGGUGAAAGGGCUUGUCUGUGAGGUUUCUCCCCUACAGGUGGCAUGUAAUGGAACUUAGCCAUUUUUUCAAAAACAGUUGAAAUAAAUUGCCUAAUAUUUGUCUCUUCCUUGGCAAUGGGUUCAGGAGGCCAGCAUGUUGCUUCUCCUGAGCCAUAAGCUGUAUUUCUGCUGCAACUGAAUUGAACGGUGGUUGGUUUUGUCUUCAUCUGAGCUUAGUGUAAUCUCAGAUGAUUCUCCCCAUCUGCCUCCAGGAAGAAUGUUACUGCCUUAAUGGGAAAUGAAGCUAAAAUAAUGCUCCAGAUUUCUCCAAAUAUAAUUUUUCCAACCAU